Molecule: messenger RNA, 615 nt
Organism: Thlaspi arvense
Lineage: Eukaryota; Viridiplantae; Streptophyta; Magnoliopsida; Brassicales; Brassicaceae
Source: the annotation of a GenBank genome assembly
AUGGACAUCACUCCUGCCAAAAAUGCAAGAAUGGAUAGCUUUCAAUCCCACGCCAGAAAAACCCAACUCAAGUGCAACAAGAAGAGGCUCACCCAAGACCAGAUUAGGCUCCUGGAGACAAGCUUCAGCUUCAACAAGAAGCUCGAUCCAGACCGAAAGUCCCAGCUUGCCCAGGAGCUAGGGCUUCCUCCGAGGCAGGUUGCUGUGUGGUACCAGAACAAGCGCGCACGGUGGAAGAACCAAAGCCUUGAGGUGGACUACAAGGCCCUCCAGGUGAGGCUCGAGAGUGUGUUGGAGGAAAAUGAGAGGCUUGGGAGAGAGGUUGUAAGGCUCAAGCAUGAGUUGCACAAGGCUCACGACGUGUUGAUCUCCUUCAACACAGCUUACAACAACAACCAUUCUUCCAUCCCCUCACUUUCAACCUCUUGUGAUGAAGUUGGGAGCUCUGGCUUGCUUCACGACUCCAAGCAGCACUUGGACAGGGAGCUUUUCGCCUGCCUGAUUGCUGGUGAUCAGGGCAAUUUGACAAGCCGGACGGUCGAGAUUUCUUUGCUCCAUCAAUAUCUUGAUGAACUCUUCAAUUCAGUGAUAAUUGAAUCAUGUUGGGGAAGUUAA